AUGUCAGAAACAUCGGAUUCGGACGACGUGGCACAGAUCAAAGCCAGCCCAGUCGAGAAGACCAAUUACCAGGCCUCAACAGAAUUUGACUUUGAUGCGGACCCGGAGAAUCCAUACAACUGGCCAAAAUGGAAGAAGAAUGUUCAACUAGCAGCAGCUGCCAUCGUGGCCUUUGCAGGAUCAGUUGGGACAUCCAUUAUCAGCCCUGCACAUCAACAACUCAUCGACGAAUUCGGGGUUCCUAGCACAGUGGCCUUUCUACCCCUAACGACAUAUGUACUUGCACUAGGUCUAGGACCCGUGAUCGGGGGCCCUCUUUCGGAAACAGUAGGCCGAAAGGCCGUCUUCAUCGGAGCAGCAAGUGCAGGCGGCCUAUUCGCAUUAGGAGCUGGGUUCACGCCGUCAUUCGCUGGACUUUGUGUAUUGAGAUUCUUCGCUGGUUUUGCUUACGGCCCUAGCUUGUCCAUCGCUAGCGGUUUCCUCGCAGAGACAUAUACGCCGGCAGAUAGGGGCCUUCCUUCCCUGCUCUGGAUCCUCAGUCCAUUUUUAGGUCCAGGCCUCGGACCCGUCCUUGGAGUCUUCCUAGUCGACCGUAUGGGGUGGCGAUGGACUCAAUUCACACUGGUCUUCUUCUCAGUGUUCAGUCUAAUAUGGGUAUUGAUCGGAAGCGAAUCCUACCAUCCCGUCAUUCAACACCGACGCAUGAAAGAGCUUGGGAUAACGCCACCUGAGAGUGCACCUUUCGUUGAUACACUUCGACAGUUCUUGACCGCUGGACUUCUUCGACCUCUCCACAUGAUGGUCACAGAGCCUAUUGUAGGCUUCUUGUGUCUGUAUGUAGCCUUUGUCUUUGGCGUCCUGUUCAAUUUCUUCGGCUCCUUUUUCUACAUCUUUCAACAUGUUUAUGGCUUUACCAUGAUCCAGUCCGGACUCGUAUUUCUCGCGGUUGCACUAGGUUGUGUCAUUGGUGCCCUCAAUAUCUGGCUUUGCGGCAAGUUAUUCUAUCAACCUCAAAUCCACCGGUUUCCGCCUCACCAGGUGCCCCCCGAAUAUCGACUGCUCCCGGCCAUGAUUGGCAGUGUCGCUCUCCCUGUCAGCAUCUUCAUAUUCGCAUGGACAACUCGGCCGAGUGUUUCCCCAGCAGUUCCCAUAUUAGCCAUCGUGAUCUUCAGCGUAGGCAAUAUUUCUUUAUUUGUCAGCGCACUCCAAUAUAUUGGUGAUGUGUAUCAUCGAACCAACGUCGCUAGUGCUACCAGUGCCAACAGUCUUGCCCGUUAUGGUCUAGCAGCCGUGUUUCCCUUGUUUUCUCUCCAACUCUAUCAAAAUCUCGGUGUAGCAUGGGCUUCUAGUCUUUUUGGAUUCAUUUCCAUUGCUCUUUUCCCGCUGCCAUGGCUCUUAUUCAGGUUCGGGAAAACCAUCAGAAGCAAAUCAAAAUACCAAACAGCAAUCUACUAG
Xylaria bambusicola is the source of this 1455-nucleotide messenger RNA. RefSeq names its product major facilitator superfamily domain-containing protein. NCBI's taxonomy places the organism in Eukaryota, Fungi, Ascomycota, Sordariomycetes, Xylariales, Xylariaceae. The record is from RefSeq and is a predicted model, not a curated record. Bases 1 to 1455 code for a protein of 484 amino acids. The transcript has 6 exons. Gene Ontology annotation, molecular function: spermidine transmembrane transporter activity; spermine transmembrane transporter activity. Gene Ontology annotation, biological process: transmembrane transport; spermidine transport; spermine transport.